UUUACAACAAUUACUAACACACACUACACACAUUCAGCACAUGCUAGUUAGUGAACUGGAAUCUCCAAUCACAGCUCUCUCUCUCUCUCUCUCUCUCUCUCUCUCUCUCUCUCUCUCUCUCUCUCUCUCCCUUUUUUUUUGAAGAGUUUUUAUGAGUGAUCUGUAGGACUUUGCGUAUCCAAUGUCGAGGAGAUACAGUACAUGCACUCUUGAGGAUCAGUUUCUUUUUGGAUCUAGGCUGUUGUGAGUGGUGUGGAGUGAUAGAAACAAACACCAGACCUGCUAAAGCUUUGUACUCAAUUUCUAACAGAAGAAAAGCGUGGAAGCAGAAAUGUAUGAGAAGGUAAAAAAGAGGGGGAGAUACCACAUCCAGCGAGAAGUCAUGGAUGAAUCCAAAGUUGAUGAACUUGGAGAAAAAUCCGAUGUCCAAACAUCACUGAUGAGCAAAAUAAAGGAGUCGAUGAGGUGUUCUGGUCCUCGUGUGAAGAGCUGCUUUCUGUCGAGUAUUCCCCUGCUGUCAUGGCUGCCACGUUACCCACUAAGGGAAAAUGCUGUCGGAGACCUUGUCUCAGGAAUCAGUGUGGGCAUCAUGCACCUGCCACAAGGAAUGGCAAAUGCACUGCUAGCUGCUGUCCCACUUGUGUUUGGCCUCUACUCAUCUUUCUACUCGAACCUUCUCUACUUCAUCUUUGGGACCUCUCAGCAUAUCUCAGUGGGUACGUACAUAAUGAUGAGUGUGAUGAUUGGUGGUGUGACAGAGCGCAUGGCUCCUGAUACCGAUUUCAUGAUCUUUAACAACAUUUCCAAGGACAGCAUUAUAGACACUGUGGUCCGUGACAAUGAGAGGGUCAAGAUUGCUGCAGCUGUCACAUUUUUAUCUGGCAUCUUUCAGUUGCUCCUAGGCUUGUUGCAGUUUGGAUUUGUGGUCACAUAUCUUUCUGAGCCUUUGGUUCGAGGCUACACUACAGCAGCAGCCAUUCACGUUAUUGUGUCACAGUUUAAAUACACACUUGGGAUCAGCCCAAAGCGCUACAGUGGACCUCUCUCUCUUAUAUAUACGGUGAUAGAAGUGUGUUCUUUGUUGGGCAAGACAAACAUUGGGACACUAGUUGUGAGCAUCGUAACUAUUGUUGGUCUGAUCAUUGCAAAGGAAAUAAAUACCUAUCUGGCACGUAAACUUCCUGUUCCUAUUCCUGUUGAGCUUCUUGCUAUCAUUAUAGCUACUGUACUGUCAUGGCAAUUCGAUUUCAAGACUCAGUACAAUGUGGAAGUUGUAGGUUCAAUACCAUCGGGUUUGCAGACUCCAGUCUUGCCUGCAUUCUCUAUGAUGGGAUCUAUGAUCGGUGAUGCGUUUGCUCUGGCUGUUGUGGGUUACGGUAUUGCCAUCUCCCUUGGCCGUAUCUUUGCUCUUAAAUAUGGCUACAAAGUCGACAGCAAUCAGGAGCUGAUAGCAUUAGGGCUGAGCAACUCAAUCGGAGCCAUGUUCCAGUGCUUCGCCAUCAGCUGCUCCAUGUCUCGCUCUAUGUUGCAUAUUAGUGCAGGGGGAAAGACUCAGGUUGCAGGUGCUCUCUCAGCUGUAGUGAUUCUUGUGAUCUUGCUAAAGAUAGGAGAACUCUUUGAGGAGCUGCCGAAGGCUGUAUUGGCUGCUCUUAUCUAUGUGAACCUGCAAGGCAUGUUGAAGCAGUUUACAGACAUUUGGACCCUCUGGAGGAGCAACAGAGUGGAUAUGCUUGUCUGGGUGAUGACACUAAUUCUCACAAUCCUGUUAAAUCCUGAUCUGGGUUUGGCAGCAUCCAUCGCCUUCUCCAUGCUCACCGUCAUAUUCAGAACUCAGCUACCGAGGUAUUCUGUCCUUGGUCAGUUACCUGGCACGGACAUCUACAAACCUAUAGAGGACUAUAACCAGGUUAAACAGAUUUCAGGUCUUGUGAUUUUUCGUUGCUCUGCUACACUGUAUUUUGCGAAUGCAGAGAUGUAUAUAGAGCACCUAUAUGAGAAGAGUGGGGUAGAUGUGCCCAAACUCCUCGCACACAAGAAGAAGCUUGAGGCAAAGAGACUCAGGAAAGAGAAGAAAGAGGCAAAGCGAGCAAUAAAACAAGCUAAGGUGGAGGGGGAAGAAACGUCUGACAGGGAGAGAAAAUAUGAAGUUUCAGUGAUAGUGUGUCCAGAGCUUGACCAAGGUCAUGACCCCACUAUACCCAAGGCCAUCAUCCUCGAUUUGAGUCCAGUGAACUUCCUGGAUACAGUGGGAGUGAAAACUUUACGCAAUAUCCAUAAGGACUUUGGGGAGGCUGGAAUUAAAGUGUAUCUAUCAGGCUGUCAAAGUUGUGUUACUGACAGUUUGGGAAGGGGAGAUUUCUUCAAUGACAAAGUGACCAAAGCGAUUCUCUUUUCCACUGUCCAUGAUGCUGUUCUUCACUACCAAGGAGAAAACACACAGGAGCCUAAAAAGGCCACACAUUUCUGAACCCGAAUCGAUCCACAAAACAUCCUGAGUAUUUGACCAAAUAAAUAGUUUAAAAUAUUAUUUAUUACGUUCCUGGUCAUUCAGUUCCACUAUACAAUACAAUUGAAAUACAAUUUAUCCCAAAGGUCUUCAGUAGGGUUGAAGUCAGAGCUCUAUAGCAGGCCACUUAAGAUCUUCCACUCCAAUACAUGUAAAUCAUAUCUUCAUGGAGCUCACUCUGUGCACAGGGGAUUUGUCAAGUUAAAACAGGUUUGGGUCUAAUAGUUUAAGUGAAGGGAAAUUUUAAUUCUACAACAGCCAAAGAAAUCCUAUAUACAACUGUGUGCCUCCAAUGUUCAAGAUCAGGAUUUUCAAUUCUUUUGUCCAUAUAGUGUAUUAACUUCUCUAUUAUGAUAGAUCUGAUGCAAUAAAUAAAUGUAAAACAAAUGUUUUAUUGAUUUUAAUGUUAAUUAACAUAGAAUAUAUCAACACACUGACAGAGGUUUGUUUGAUGACUACACAUGUAAUAGAAAUAUGCUGUUUUCAUGCUGUUUUGCUUGGAUAUCUGUGUAUCUUUUAAAUCAUAUUAAUAAAGCAUUAAUAUAAUUUUGAA
Silurus meridionalis is the source of this 3059-nucleotide messenger RNA. RefSeq names its product solute carrier family 26 member 6-like. The transcript is spliced from 19 exons. The record is from RefSeq and is a predicted model, not a curated record. The coding region runs from base 332 to 2467 and encodes 711 amino acids. Lineage: Eukaryota; Metazoa; Chordata; Actinopteri; Siluriformes; Siluridae. Gene Ontology annotation, molecular function: bicarbonate transmembrane transporter activity; chloride transmembrane transporter activity; sulfate transmembrane transporter activity. Gene Ontology annotation, biological process: transmembrane transport. Gene Ontology annotation, cellular component: membrane.